AUGGCAGCUUCCGCUUUCCGUACAGCUCGCAUCGAACUCCCCAAAACCGCUUUCUUCCUCUGCGACAUGCAAGAGAGGUUCAAAGCCGCCAUUGCCAACUUUGACCUCAUUACAUCUACUUCCGCUCGCAUGCUCAAAGCUGCCAAAGUCCUCCAUGUUCCCGUUUUCACUACUGAGCAGAAUCCCAAAGUUCUCGGUGCGACAGUCUCCCCACUCAGCGACCUCCUCAAAGAGCUUCCAGAGCUAUCCUCCACCGCAGUCCACCCGAAGUCUAAAUUCAGCAUGGAUCUGCCAGACAUCACCGACAGAUGGCUCAAGAGCGCAGGCGAUAUCAAACACGUCGUCAUCUUUGGUAUCGAGAGCCACGUUUGUGUGCUUCAGACUACGCUCGACCUCUUGGAUAGGGGGAUUCAGGUGCAUGUCAUCAAGGAUGGUGUUUCGAGUUGCAAUGUUGGCGAGAUCGAUGUUGCUCUUGAGAGAAUGCGCGACUCGGGCGCCAAGAUCACCACCUCAGAGUCGGUACUCUUCCAGAUGCUGGUCGAUGCUUCGCAUCCCAAGUUCAAGGCCAUCUCUGGUCUCAUUAAAGAGGAGAAGCAGCAGAUCAAGGAUGCCGUCAACGCUCUCGCUCUUGCCAAGUACUGA
Messenger RNA from Ustilago hordei, 642 nucleotides. RefSeq lists its product as uncharacterized. The record is from RefSeq and is a predicted model, not a curated record. Bases 1 to 642 code for a protein of 213 amino acids. The transcript is spliced from 4 exons. Lineage: Eukaryota; Fungi; Basidiomycota; Ustilaginomycetes; Ustilaginales; Ustilaginaceae.